Molecule: messenger RNA, 4137 nt
Organism: Rana temporaria (common frog)
Lineage: Eukaryota; Metazoa; Chordata; Amphibia; Anura; Ranidae
Gene: SEMA5B
Product: semaphorin 5B
Exons: 23
Coding region: 470-3733 (1087 amino acids)
Biological process (GO): neural crest cell migration; axon guidance; positive regulation of cell migration
Molecular function (GO): semaphorin receptor binding; chemorepellent activity
Source: RefSeq, a predicted model, not a curated record
GCUCUGAGGCCGAUGCGUCGAUCACUCCCUGUUACUUGUGGCUUCAACGUUCGCCAAAAUACACGCGCUCCAAACCGCUAAUAACUCUGCGCUCGCCGCAGCCCCUCCUCAGCUCCAUCGCCAGCGUUCCGUCUCUCCCUUUCCAUGCUGGGCUGCGGCACAGAAGGGGUUAACCCAGAGUCCGGAAAGGAUUGUCAGGGACGUCACUGAGCGACUCCUGAACGAGAUUUUUAAAUAGUAGCUGAGUGUCUGUUCCCCCCGGGGGGCGCUGGAGGGAGAGAAGGACGCAAACCUCUUCUUCUUCUUCUCCGGGAUUGAGCUGCGGAAUCGGGAACACCUGGCGUGUAAGGACGGCGACUCUCCGGGGCGAGCGGUUAAAGUGGAUUAUAUUCUAUGGUGGGGUGGAGGAUGAGCGGCCAGUGAUGUCGUGCCGGUUUUACCCCAGAUAGACCUCCGGCCUCCUCCCGCCAUGUCCCGGUUAUGGUUGCCGUCCCUCUGGAUACCGACCCUCUCCAUCCUCCUGCUUCACCUCUCCGCCCCCCGAGUGCGGGCCGAGGAUCGGGAGACGGACGAUCAGUGUCAGAGGAAGGAGCACCCCAUCCUCAGCUUCCCAGAACUCAGACCCUGGCUGAGCAACUUCACCUACGGGGACGUCCAGGACUUCUCCCAGCUGGCCCUGGACCCCAACCGCAACCAACUCAUCGUAGGAGCCAGGAACUACCUCUUCAGACUCAGUCUCUUCAAUGUCUCCCUCAUACAGGCGUCGGAGUGGAGUUCGGAUGAAGAUACCCGCCGGUCCUGUCAGAGUAAAGGGAAGACGGAGGAGGAAUGUCAGAACUACGUCCGAGUCCUGAUUGUGACGGGGAAGAGAGUGUUCACCUGCGGGACCAACGCCUUCUCACCGGUGUGCACCAGUCGCCAGGUGGGGAACAUCAGCCGCGUCAUCGAGAAGAUAAACGGCGUAGCCCGCUGCCCGUACGACCCUCGCCACAACUCCACCGCCGUCAUCACCUCCAGGGGCGAGCUGUACGCCGCCACCGUCAUCGACUUCUCCGGCCGGGACCCGGCCAUCUACCGCAGCCUGGGGAGCGUCCCCCCCCUCCGCACUGCGCAGUACAACUCCAAGUGGCUGAACGAACCCAACUUCGUGGCCGCCUACGACAUCGGCCUGUUCACCUACUUCUUCUUCCGGGAGAACGCGGUGGAGCACGACUGCGGCAAGACGGUGUACUCGCGGGUGGCAAGGGUCUGCAAGAACGACUUUGGGGGGCGCUUCCUGCUGGAGGACACCUGGACCACCUUCAUGAAGGCGAGGCUGAACUGCUCCCGCUCGGGGGAGAUCCCCUUCUACUACAACGAACUACAGAGCACCUUCCUCCUCCAGGAGCAGGACCUCAUCUAUGGCGUCUUCACCACCAAUGUAAAUAGCAUCGCUGCCUCAGCGGUUUGUGCCUUCAACCUCAGCGCAAUCACACAGGCCUUCAACGGUCCCUUCCGAUUCCAGGAGAACCCGCGCUCCACUUGGCUGCCCACGCUCAACCCCAUCCCCAACUUCCAGUGCGGGAUCUUGAACGAUGACAGCCCCAACGAGAACCUGACGGAGCGCAGCCUGCAGGACGCCCAGCGCCUCUUCCUGAUGAACGACGUGGUGCAGCCGGUGUCGGUGGACCCCUUGGUGACUCAGGACAACGUGAGAUUCUCCAAGCUGGUGGUGGACAUCGUACAAGGCAAAGACACGCUGUACCACGUCAUGUACAUCGGCACAGAGCACGGCACCAUCCUGAAAGCCUUGUCCACCGCCAACCGCAGCCUGCGCAGCUGCUACCUGGAGGAGAUGCACAUCUUACCCGGCGGGCAGCAGGAGCCGAUCCUCAGCCUGCAGAUCCUGCACAGCAACCGCUCCCUGUUUGUUGGAUUGAAUCACGGCGUUCUGAAGGUGCCGCUGGAGAGGUGCAGCAUGUACCGCACGGAGGGUACCUGCCUGGGGGCCCGGGACCCGUACUGCGGAUGGGACAGUAAGAAGAAGCGCUGCACCACCCUGGAGGACAGCUCCAAUAUGAGCCUCUGGUUCCAGAACAUCACCGAAUGCCCGGUCAGGAACCUGACGGUGAACGGCGGGCUGGGCGCCUGGUCGUCGUGGCAACCGUGCCAACAUUCCGACGGAGACUCCUCCUGCUUCUGUCGCUCCAGAAACUGCGACAACCCUCCGCCGCAGUGUGCCGGGAGAGACUGCGAGGGGCCGCGGAUAGAGAUCACCAACUGCUCCCGGAAUGGCGGCUGGACACCCUGGUCCUCCUGGGCGCAGUGCAGCACCUCCUGCGGUAUUGGAUUUCAGGUGCGGCAAAGGACGUGCAGCAACCCGGCUCCGCGGUUCGGAGGGAGAGUCUGCGUGGGGCAGAGCAGAGAAGAACGUUUCUGCAACGAGAACAACCCGUGUCCGGUCCCCAUCUUCUGGUCCUCUUGGGGCUCCUGGAGCAAGUGCAGCGCUGACUGCGGGGGCGGAGUCCACACCAGACAGCGGACCUGCGAGAACGGAAACACCUGCCCCGGCUGCGCCCAGGAAUUCAGGACGUGUAACCCUGAAGCAUGUCCUGAGGUACGGAGGAACACGCCUUGGACGCCCUGGAUGCCUGUCAACGUCACGCAGAGCGGAUCGCGCCAGGAACAGCGUUUCCGAUAUACCUGCAGAGCGCAACUGUCAGACCCCCACAUCCUGCAGUUCGGGAGGAAGAAGAUAGAGACCCGGUUCUGUGCCAACGACGGCCCGGUGUCCUGCGAGACGGACUCUCUGGUGGAUGAUCUCAUGCGGAAUGGCAAGAGUCCGGCUCGCGUAAUCAGCGGCGGCUGGAGCCCGUGGGGAGCCUGGUCCGUCUGUUCCCGAGAGUGUGAAUUGGGGUUCCGAUCCAGAAAACGGUUCUGCAACAAUCCAGAACCUCGGAACGGAGGACUUCCCUGCUCCGGAUCCGCCACCGAGUUCCAGGACUGCAACCCCCAACCCUGCCCAGUGAAGGGUUCCUGGUCCUGCUGGUCAUCCUGGACGCAGUGCUCUGCUACGUGCGGGGGAGGACAUUAUCAGCGCACCCGUACCUGCACCAACCCCACACCGUCCAACGGGGGCGACAUCUGCAUCGGACUGCACACUGAGGAGGCGCUCUGCAACACCUACCCCUGUGAAGGCGGCUGGGCGGAGUGGUCGGAAUGGAGCAUGUGUCACGAAGACGGGACGCAAUACCGCCAUCGCUAUUGCGACAUGCACAACCCGGGGCCCACGCAGUGUGUGGGGAACGGCACGCAGUACAGGGAGUGUAUCUACAACGAGAUCCCAGUGAUUCUGCCGGCCUCCAGCAUUGAUGAGAACAAAGAGUGUGCAGGUUUCAGCCUCAUCCAUCUGAUCGCCACCGGCGUCUCGUGUUUCUUCGGCUCCAGCCUGCUGACGUUCGUGAUCUACGUCUAUUGCCAGCGGUGUCAGAGGCAGUCGCAGGAGUCGACCGUCAUCCAUCCGGCGACCCCCAACCACCUCCACUACAAGGGCAGCUCCACGCCCAAGAACGAGAAAUACACUCCUAUGGAGUUCAAGACUCUCAAUAAGAACAAUUUGCUUCCAGACGACCGAACCAACUUUUACCCGCUGCAGCAAACCAACGUCUACACCACGACGUACUACCCCAGCACGCUGAGCAAAUACGACUUCCGACCCGACUCCUCCCCGGGCAGGACUUUCACCAACAGCUGAGGUUUGGUUCCCCCCACCCCCCCUUCCCGACGGAAAACCCACAACUUCUCGCUGAGGCUCCAUCUUCUCACCCCCACGACGUCUCACGCUCCAUAAAAACCGCGGCCCGGCUCCUUCCAACCAAAGGGGGACAAAGCUCUCAGAAUGGACCUGCUGAUCCAAGACUUUGGCGCGCCUGGAGGAACGCCUUCCCCACGCCUUCCUUACGCCUUCCCCCCCCACACACACACACCCCUCUCUAAGUUACACGCUCGGGUGAGGAGUAAAUUCCGAGGUCUUCUGGAUACUUGAAAAGCGAGCAAGAUGCUUAAAAAAAAAAACAUCGGAACGCAAAGAUUGAUUUUUUUUGAUUUGUGGAAUCGUUUGACGCGUUCGCGCUUGAGUGUUUUUUCUUGGAAGCGGAG